Messenger RNA from Symbiodinium pilosum, 2001 nucleotides. The record is from the annotation of a GenBank genome assembly. Lineage: Eukaryota; Dinophyceae; Suessiales; Symbiodiniaceae.
AUGGCUGAACUUGCCAAUUCCAUCGCUGCGGACAUUCAGACUGCAUUAGACAAAGAUCAACUCGAACUGCCUUCGUUGCCCGAAGUUGCUCUGCGCAUUCGCGAAGAAGCCGAGUCUGAGUUUGUUUCUGCUGUUUCUCUUGCCAAAGAAGUGGGUGAUGACCCGGGACUCGCCGCACAGCUGGUGCGCAUUGCUAAUUCACCCAUGUUUCGCGCGACCCGCUCAAUUGACGAUUUGAGCCAGGCGAUCAGUCGCCUGGGUGUUGAUUAUUCUGCAAAUAUGGUCACAGGCCUGGCGAUGCAGAAUAUGUUUCAAGCCACCACGGAAUUUGUCGACAAUCGCCUGCGUGACGUAUGGAAAAAUUCAACAGAAGUAGCCGCCUGGAGCUCCAUUCUGUGCAAACGAUACACCCGUCUGCGUCCUGAUCAGGCCACCCUGGCUGGUUUAACGCACUGUAUCGGUAUUCUGCCCAUCCUCAGCUGGGUUGAGGAAAACGACAGCCUGGUGCGCGACAGCAUGACCCUCGAUCGGGUUAUUGAAAGUAUUCACCCCACCAUUGGCGGUAUGAUCCUGCGCCACUGGAAUUUUGCCGACGACAUCAUUGUUGUACCCGAGCACUACCAGGACCUUGAUCACCAGGCUGACGCUGUGGAUUACGUCGACAUUGUGUGUGUCGCCAACUGGCUGGUCCACCGUGACCACGACAAAUCCAUCCGCGAGCACGACUGGUCUGGCGCCUCCAGCCUGCAACGCAUCGGCUUCGACCCUGAAAUGGACGAGCUGGAAUUAGAAGGUCUGGUUGAACAGGUCAACGAAGUUAAAAACGCGCCUACCGUUGAUGGUAACCUGCGCUUUCUUUCGUUGAACAAGCCAUUUCCUGAAAUGAGUGACAGCUGCUGCAGUAAUCUUGAUGUGAGCGCCCUCGCUGCACGCCAGCGCCGAGUGCUCAUCACCGUACUGUGUAUCAACGUUGUUGCUUUUGUAAUUAUGGUUGGCGGCGCCUGGUUAAGUGGUUCCGUAUCGCUGUUAUCCGGCACGCUGGACAAUUUUGGUGAUGCCGUCACCUACGCACUCAGCCUGGCCGUCGUCAGCGCCAGCUGCUCAGCCAAAGCAAAAGUAGCCUUUUUCAAGGGUCUGCUGAUCCUGGCUGCCGCUGUUGCGGUGGCCGUGCAAAUCGCUGUCCAGCUCACAGACCCGCAAACGCCGAUAUCCUCGACCAUGGGACUUGCUGCGCUUUUGAACCUCGGUGCAAAUGGUAUCUGUUUAUGGCUGUUAACGCCCUUUCGGCACGAUGACAUCAACAUGUCGUCGGUGUGGGAAUGCUCACGCAAUGAUGUCGCAGAAGGUUGCGCUGUGAUCGGCGCUGCUGCUGCAGUCUGGGCGUUUAACUCACCCUGGCCAAUCUGCUUGAAAACAACUGCGAUCCGCAGUGAUAUCGUCACCACACUGGCGGCGGCUGGCAAAGAUACACCCUACACUGCAGACGCUAACGAACCUGAUCCCCGCUAUCUGGGUUACGGCGUACGCGCGCCACAGAUGAAAAUUCUGCUCUCGCAGUGGCAACCGACGUUUCGACAGCUCGACAAAUUGAUGCGCAAACAACAUGGCUGGAGCAAAAUUGAUGCCUAUGCGGGCUCGUUUCUAAAAUCCUUGCUGGGUGAGUAUCCAGAGGACAUGCUGGCAUUGACCCGGCUCUGGAGCCGUGAUCCUGAGCUUUGGCUACGUCGGGCCAGCGUUGUGCUGUUUACCCGGAACGUUGCCCGUUCAGGCACCUACAUUGAUCAUGCGCUGCAACUUUGUGAGACACUUAAACACGAUCCGGAAGAUAUGGUGCGUAAAGGCGUUGGCUGGUGCCUGAAAGAUCACCUGGGUUUCGACAAACCCCGGCUUAUCGACUACGUCACCCUGCUACGACAACAGAGUGUGUCCUCCACAGUGACCUUAUACGCGUUGCGAGGCCUCAACCGAGAUGAACGUCAAGCCAUCUUCAAUCGCGGCUAG